UGAAUGAAAUCAAAUUAAAACGUCAAAAUAAGUUUGAGGUUAUUUAUUGUGCAGUAGGAAAUGUGUUAAUAUUUUCAAUUUAACGAAAAUGGAUAUCGUAAAUGAAAUACUGCAAAAAGAACACAAGAAGUCUGAGAAGUAUAAACCUAUAACAGUAGAGAAGCAUUUGGAUGUCGAACUUGAUUUAGGCACACUACUCGCAUCAGAUACCAACGAUUUGGACGUAAAAUUACUGCAGUCUAAGAAAGACUCGUAUUUAGAGUCGUUAACUCGUGAUAACACACAGUUACUGCUGAACAAAAUAUGGGAGCUGCCCACUGAGCGAGUUGACGAAGCUAUCGUGGUCCGCCUGCCUGAGCCCAAGACUGUGCUGCCAAGAGCUAAGCCUUGUCCCAAGCCCAAGCCACUGACUAAAUGGCAAGAAUUCGCUAAAGCUAAGGGCAUCACUAAGAAGAAGAAGGAUAAAUUGCAAUGGGAUGAACAGCUACAGAAAUGGGUGCCAUUAUAUGGUUUCAAGAAGGCAGCCGCAGAGAAAGAGAAGAAUUGGCUGAUAGAAGUACCACAGAACCUGGACCCCAUGACUGACAUGUUUGAGAAGAAAGCCAGUGAGAAGUCAGAGAAAGUGGCCAAGAAUGAGUUGCAGAGGCUCAAGAAUAUUGCUAGGGCAAGGAAGGUCAAGAUACCUAGGGUUGGCUUGCCUGUCACAUCUGAUAAAGCUUCAGCUAACCAGUUGGACACUGCAGCAACCAUAGCCAAGGCCUCCACAGCAUCACUCGGCAAGUUCCAAGACAAACUGCCCAAAGAGAAGGAGGCCAGAGGCAAAGGCAUUCAUGAACUUAUUCCAGGCAAAGAAAGGAAGCGCAAACUGCCUAUACCAACCCCAGCACAAGAGAGGGAGAAUAAUUUAAAUAUGCUUGAUAACAUUUUGAAUAAGAGACCUAAAAUUGAUAUGGAGAAAGCGGUAGCUAAGCACAUACAUGAGGAACAAGUCCACCGAUCAGAAGAAAAGAAAACAAUGAAACCAGCCAAGGGCAAGCGUAACUUCAAAGCCAAGACCAAGGGUAACAAUGCCACUAACUUCACAGCCAAGAAACCUAAAGCAGGCAAAGGACAGAGGAAUCCUAGUAAAAAGGCUGGCGGUAGGAAGAGAAGAUAAACUUUGUGAUAAUUGUAAACUGACUUUGUAAUACUUUAAGACCCAGUUGCACCAUUUGUAUAUAACAAUAACCACGUUAUAAGCAACCGUCUAAUUGCCGCCCAUUGGGCGAUUUGACAACUGAAAAUUAGAAUAGAGUUGAAUAUUCUAAAUCAUAGCUCGGUGUUUCAAAUAGCCAAUUCGCCAUGUUGGGUCUGAGCCACGUUUUUAUCGUAUUCCUGACAGCAAACCCUUUCAUUUGAUACCCAUAUCAAGGGAGUGGAUUUUAAACAGCCAGUCCGCCAUCAUGGAUUUGUAAUGACGUUUCUUAGCUAGUCGUGUAUUGUCAUCAGAACUCAUAGUGUGUGCAAAAUUGCAUUCUCAUCAAAAACAAAGACCAGGAAGUGGGUCAAAUUAAGAUUCCAUUGCAUUCGCUUGUAUUAAAAUAUUAUGUUAAAAUGGUUUGGUUAUCAUUAUAGUUAAAUGGUGCAACUCACAGUAAAAGUUCUAGAAUAUACUUGCAUACUUUAAGUGGUUUUUAACAUAACUCCUCCUGAUUUAUAUUAUUACAGGAAGUGUUGUCUCUACUUCUUAUUUAAGUUAUUUUAGUACACGUGCAUUGUACAAGCAAAUGUUUUUCUGAUACAAGAUUUAGGAUAAACCAAAAACAGGUGAAUAAAUAAUUAUUAUUCUACUAUGUAUAAAUUCAGAAAUACUCCAAGAAACAGCUUAGUUAGGACUUAGCAAUUCCUGGAGCUCCGCCUUUUCUUGCAAUGUAAUUACUUUUUAUGAAUAUGUUCCAUAGAUUGUAAAGGGUUGAAAUAAUAAACAAGUUAACCUUUUUAAAA
Molecule: messenger RNA, 1983 nt
Organism: Helicoverpa armigera (cotton bollworm)
Lineage: Eukaryota; Metazoa; Arthropoda; Insecta; Lepidoptera; Noctuidae
Product: ribosome biogenesis regulatory protein homolog
Exons: 5
Coding region: 89-1156 (355 amino acids)
Biological process (GO): endonucleolytic cleavage in ITS1 to separate SSU-rRNA from 5.8S rRNA and LSU-rRNA from tricistronic rRNA transcript (SSU-rRNA, 5.8S rRNA, LSU-rRNA); ribosomal large subunit biogenesis; ribosome biogenesis
Cellular component (GO): nucleus; preribosome, large subunit precursor; nucleolus
Molecular function (GO): protein binding
Source: RefSeq, a predicted model, not a curated record